This is a messenger RNA of Candidozyma duobushaemuli, 543 nucleotides long. RefSeq lists its product as uncharacterized. NCBI's taxonomy places the organism in Eukaryota, Fungi, Ascomycota, Pichiomycetes, Serinales, Metschnikowiaceae. The record is from RefSeq and is a predicted model, not a curated record. The transcript has a single exon. Bases 1 to 543 code for a protein of 180 amino acids.
AUGGUUUCCACGGGCAGAGGCGGCGCAGGGAACAUUGUCUCCGAAAAAGAGCCCGAAACCCACCAGAUAACUUCCAAUCACAAGCACCAUAACGAUCAUAGACAUGAGGACAGAGAGGGCCGUUCUCACGACAAGCAAUACUAUGUUUCCACAGGCCGUGGAGGAGCAGGCAACAUCAAGCGUUCCUCCUCGAUUCCUCUGCCUAAGCUAGUGCCUCAAGGCAGCAAUACGCCCGCGAUUACACAGAACAAAUUCACCACAGGUCGUGGAGGAUACGGCAAUAUGGUGGAAAAUGAGGACCCAGAGUUCACGCGGAAGCUCCAGGACGUGGAUGGCAAAAAAACGGAGGAUGAUCUUCAGGCAGUAUCGUCUGCCAAGUCGUUCAGUGUAGGACGGGGUGGUUUUGGCAAUGUCGUGUCUGCUGAACACAGCGGCGACCUGAACAACAGCAACAACUUGUACACUGUGGUGAGCCAGGGGUCGAGGCACCAGGAGGAGAAGAAGGGCUUCGUGGAGAAGGUGAAGGGCUUCUUUGGGUCCUAA